UCUUACUCGAUUGGCAUCUUCCCCAUUCGUAUCUUCUUUUCCGCAUCGGCAGCUCCUCUCCCAUGGAGUGACCGAUUCUCUUCCUCGCGCCAUGCUCCGGCCAGCGUAUCUACAGUAGGACGGGGUCAGUCGCCUCACCGAAGGUGUGCAUCGGCAAUCUCGACGGCAACUGCGGUGGCGGUCUCAAUUGGCUGCGGCAGCGGUUUCGACACCAGCGGCAGUAGAGGGAAGGUGCUGACGGUGUCACAGUGUGGAGUGUGGAGUUCGCAUCUGGAAUGAGGCGGUGUGCUGAAGGUCGGUUUGGAGUUAGCAUCGUUGAAUGAACUGAGGCGGUGGGGAGAGGGUUUUAUUUUUUUUUAUUUGACCCUUAAUUUCAUUAAGGGCAGUUUUGUCCAAUCAGUCCAUUUUCGGUCCUAUUAAUUAUGAGAGUCCUACUUGUGCACUUCAACAUUGAUUUAGUCCCAUUUAGGGAAUUAUUUCAUUGGGAAACUAGUUUAGAACUAGUAUAAAUACAUCCUCCUCCUUCAUAAUUCGGUGACCAGUUUUCAGAUUCAGUAUUACCAGUUUAUUUCCCUGCAAAGAGAUUUCCUAGCCUUUCUUUAAGGGAGAUCUAACCGUUCUUUCGAAAAGGAGAAAUCACGUGGAUACCUAAGGUCAAAGAUUAUUACUGCUAGGCUGGAAGAUCUGUAAGUUCCAACUCAGAUCUGUUAUUAUUGUUAUAUUCGUUGUUUUGUCAUAAUCAGGGAAGAUCUGUUUGGGAAAAUUUUAAACUUCCGCUGCUGUACUUUUGAGGCUUUUAAGAAUGUCGAAUUUAUCAUUGAGAAGUAUCUUGGAUACAUGCAAGCUGACUGGACCAAACUUUCUGGACUGGGAAAGAAAUGUGCGUUUAGUUCUUAGGCGAGAAAAUAUUGAGUAUGUGUUAGACACACCAGUACCCAAGAUUCCUGAUGCCAACUCUCCUGAGUUUGCCACGUUUGACCUGACUGCUCGAGAGAAACACGUUACUGAUGCUAAAAUUGGGCAAUGUGUUAUGUUGGCUGCAAUGUCUAUGGAGUUGCAAAGGCAGCAUGAUAGGAUGAGCGCCUUCGAGAUGCUUGAACACUUGAAAAGUUUGUUUGAUUCAGAAAGUCAAACUCUAGAGUAUGAACUUCUGACAGACAUUUUCAAGUGUAGGCUUCAAGAGGGUGGCAAUGUGUCUGAACACGUCCUCAAAAUGAUUAGCUUAAUUGAAAGAGUUGCUACCACCGGAAUUAAGUUUGAGGAUCGCGUCUCAGCUGCUAUCAUUCUAUAUUCGCUUCCGAGUUCAUUUACUAACUUCAUUGUGAAUUAUAAUUUGAACAAAACGAAAGCGACCAUGCCUGAACUCCAUAACAUGCUCAAGUCUUAUGAAGCCUCAACCUCUAAGGGAAAGACUGUUCUUAUGGUAAGCUCUAAUGCUAAGUCUCGUUCUAAGAACAAGAAUAAGCAAAAGAAGAAAGGUAAGGUUGGACCUACUCCUACAGCUCUGAAGGCUAAAGGCAGAGGUCAUAUGAAGCCAAAGGUUGCGAAGGAUGUUUGCCUCUACUGUAAAGAGAAGGGGCACUGGAAGAGAGAUUGUGAGCUAUAUAAGGCUAAUCUAGCCAAAGCACCGGGUGCUUCUAGCUCAGAAGCCUGAGAGGCAGUGUAGCAGUUGGACUGGGUAAAAUUGACCUACAUGUGAAGGCUGGAGCAAAGGUUGCUGCUGAACGUGAUGGGAACUAAUAGUUUAGAUUUACCCAGUGGUUUUAGAUUAGAAUUAAAUAAUUGUUAUUUCAUUCUUUCUAUUACCAAGAAGAUUAUUUCCAUUCAUAUGUUAGACAUUAAAAGGUUUCUAUUUCCAUUUUGCUAAUAAUAAUUGUUAUUUUCGUAAAA
Cuscuta epithymum is the source of this 1890-nucleotide messenger RNA. Lineage: Eukaryota; Viridiplantae; Streptophyta; Magnoliopsida; Solanales; Convolvulaceae. The record is from the annotation of a GenBank genome assembly.